AUGUCACAACCCCUAGAUCAAGUGUACCAAAAUCCUAUGAUGACCAGCCGGCCUGAAUCGUCACACUCUAAUGGUUCGUUCGGGCCAGUUUUCGUUGUCCUAGCCGUGAUUGUGGUCAUAUCCGCGGUGGCUUGCGUCCUUGGCCGAUUCUGCAGCAAGCGGCACAACCGGGCAAUGGAUGGGACCCACAAACAGUCCAAGCCCAGUAAGCAAAGCCAUGGGCUUGGCCCGAAGGAGUGGGAAUCCAGGCAAAAGCCCAGUUUCAACAUGAGAGAUGGCGACAUUGAGUUUGGGUUCGAAAAGAAAAUUCAUUCUGGCAAAGGAGCUAAAAAUGGAGGAAAAUCUCACAAGCCAACACAUUUUAAUGGUGCUCAUGGACCAGAGAUCAAAUUUGCAAAUAAUGUGUCGCGAGCGAGUGACUGUGGGUGGACGAUAGUGCGCCUGGCCUUGUCGGUGCUCCGCUUGCCUCGCCGGUGCUUUGUCUGCCUCACCGGUGAUAGUGCUGCAUUUAGUGGAAGCCGGUGA
Striga asiatica is the source of this 525-nucleotide messenger RNA. The record is from the annotation of a GenBank genome assembly. NCBI's taxonomy places the organism in Eukaryota, Viridiplantae, Streptophyta, Magnoliopsida, Lamiales, Orobanchaceae.